Molecule: messenger RNA, 915 nt
Organism: Drosophila obscura
Lineage: Eukaryota; Metazoa; Arthropoda; Insecta; Diptera; Drosophilidae
Product: cuticle protein 16.5
Exons: 2
Coding region: 1-915 (304 amino acids)
Biological process (GO): positive regulation of transcription by RNA polymerase II
Cellular component (GO): RNA polymerase II transcription regulator complex
Molecular function (GO): transcription coactivator activity
Source: RefSeq, a predicted model, not a curated record
AUGCAUUUGCAGCCAGAGGUGGCCCAAAUCACAGAGAUAGACGACGACGAGGUAGAGGAGGAUCAGACGAGUGACAUGAAAAUGACGCCCAUUCAGCAUUCGUUUGUGGCCUGCACCGCUGUGCUCCUGGCCGUGACCUCUGCGGCCAUGGCCAGUCCUUUGGGCAGCAGCUACCUGCCGCCGCAGGCCAAUGCCCACAGCAGCUACAACACGGCAGCCUCCAGCUCCUCCGCGGGCCACUACGCAGCCCCCUCGGCCACCUAUGCGAUCCGAUCGCACGCGGCGGCAGCGGCUCCAUCCAGACAGUACUUGGCUCCGGUCUCCCACAGCAGCAGCUACUCCGCGACUGCCGCCUCUCAUGCCAGCUACUCCGCACCUGUGGCCGCUCCAUCCAGACAGUACGUGGCGCCAGCUGCCUCCCACAGCAGUAACUCAGCGCCUGCCGCCUCUCAUGCCAGCUACUCCGCGCCUGCCGCCUCUCAUGCCAGCUACUCCGCACCUGUGGCCGCUCCAUCCAGACAGUACUUGGCGCCAGCUGCCUCCCACAGCAGUUACUCAGCGCCUGCCGCCUCUCAUGCCAGCUACUCCGCACCUGUGGCCGCUCCAUCCAGACAGUACUUGGCUCCAACUGCCUCCCACAGCAGCUACAGCAGCGCUGGAUCAUCCUACGCCGCUCCGUCCGUGUCUCAUCAGAGCUACUCCGCGCCCGCCGUCUCACACGGAUCGAGUCGUAGCUAUGCCGGACCAGCCGUAUCCCAUGUCAGCUACUCGUCACCGGCUCGCUAUGCAACAGGCUCGGGCCAUGGAGCUGGUGGCUACUCCUCGUCUGGCAGCAGCAGCAGCUACGGACAUGGCCACUCGGGAGCUACUCGCUAUGCCUCCAACGGUGGGUACGAAUACCGCCUGAAGCACUAA